Lolium perenne is the source of this 2263-nucleotide messenger RNA. Lineage: Eukaryota; Viridiplantae; Streptophyta; Magnoliopsida; Poales; Poaceae. The record is from RefSeq and is a predicted model, not a curated record.
AUGAGGUUUCCUGGCACCUGCUCCGGCAAGCGCAAGCGCAAGCGCUCCUCCUUGCGGCGUUCCCUGGAGUACCUAGGCGUGUCGCGGCUCCGUCGCCGCCGCCUCCUCGCCUUCCUCUCGCGCCACGGCUUCAAAACCACAUUCGAAGCGUUGCUCCACGAGACCAACUCCUUCUUCAGCGUCGCGCACCUGCAGCGCCUAGCGAGGCUGGGCCAGUGGGGCGAAGCCAUUGGGUACGUUUACCGUUUCGUCCCCAACAUCGACUUGCUCGGCGAGGAGGGGAAUCUCUUCUUUAGCUUCAUCAGCCUACACGAAGUCAUUCACUCCAUCGCAACCGGCGAGCCGGGCGGCGCCGUGCUGGCGGAGUUGUAUGAGCACGAGCUCCUGAAGAAGCACCCAAACCCCAACCCCGACCUCCCCAACGUCAAGCUCAUCCGCAUGCUCGCCGACUUGUGCCGCUCCCACCAGCUCAGGGCCUCCGUCAACUGGCUCCUCGUCAGGUACAAGGCCGCGGAAAUUGCCAAGGAUUUGAUCGCUAGGACUCCUGAGUUCAGUGACCUGGUCCGGUUGCCCAACUGCCCAGACAAGCCACACAAUAUUCUCCCCAUCCGAUCCUGUUCUCACUCAAGAUAUCACAUGAAGAAAAUAGCCCCAAUUCCAGCUGCUCAUCUUGCAAAAUUCUACCUUCAGAAGAAGAGCCUGCUAUCUUUAAGUCGCUGUGAGGGGAGUUCUGCUGUGUCAGGGUUAUCAGGUGGGGCAACAGCCUUGCUGGCAAAAUUUAUUGAUAUUUCUGUGCGAGCUGGUAUGAGCCAAGCUGUCCAGGAUGAGCAUCCAGUUGAAGAUUCAUGCAAUGAAGCAAUCCUCCCAAAAUGCAAGCGGGAGUCAUCCGCAUCUUGUAACCUCAGCAUGAUGGAGGUCUCCUCCGCCAAGCGCAAGCAAGUGCGGCAUCCACUAGAUUACCCCUGCGUGUCACGGCUUCGUCACCGUCGCCUUCUCGCCUUCCUCCGGUGGCGCUAUGGCUCCACCUUCAAAGCGUUUGUCCAUGAAACGGGUGUGUUUUUCAGCAUCGAGCACCUGGAGCGCCUUGUUUUUCUGGGCCAGUGGGACGAUGCCAUCAAGUAUGUGUCCCGCUUCGUGCCGUCUCUUGACAAACUUGGCAGCGAGGGUACUGUCUUCUCGAACUUCCUCCAGGUGCAGAAAGCCCUUCACUCCAUUGCCGCCGGCGAACCGUACGGAACUCUGAUGGCGAUGCAGUAUGAGCGCAACCUUAAGAAGUACCCCAACUCUGACCCCGGAACUGUGAAGCUCACCAGAGUGCUCUUGACCAUGCUCCGCUGCGAGAAUCUUCGGACCUCCAUCGACUGGUCUUGCAUGAGAUUCAAGGCUGCAGAGAUUGUCAAGGAUUUGAUCACCAAGACUCCCAAGUUCAAUGACCUGCUGCGGUUGCCCAACUGCCGAGACAAACCACACACCAUUCUCCCCAUCGGAUCCUGUUCUCACCAGAGGCAUCACAUGAAGGAAAGAGGACGAACUCCAUCGUCUGAUAUUGCCAACUUCUACCUUCAGAAGAAGAGGAGCCUGCCAUCUUCAAGUCACUGUGAGGGGAAUUCUGUAGUGUCAGGAUUGUCAUGUGAGGAAUCAACCUGGCUGGCCGAUAUUACUGUUGAGUCUCUGCUUGCUGGUUUAGGCAGAGUUGUCCAACAGGGGCACUCAUUUAAAGGUUCAUGCAAUGAAGGCCUGAAGCAUACAAUGAUCACUGGAUAUACUGGUGGCGAAGUUUCUUUUCCAAGAAACAACCCAAAAAAAAGGCCACUCACAACUGUUUGCCAAGUGUUGAAUCCAAAAAGGCAACACUUAUCUGGAGAGUUUGGUCAACUUGCAUGCUUAAUCUAUGAGGUGCACCACUUGCAGGGAAAUGCAGGAGUCGUCCAUCCAGGACGUACGAUGUAUCAACAGUAAAUAUCACGAAAAUUCCAGCUUGGUCGAAGCGGUAGGAUUGCAACUCGCCCAAUAAAAUCGAGUUACUGAUCAAGUACGUGGUGGUCAUGGUCUUCCCGCUGUGUUUCCCGGUCUCCGCCGAAGGAUGUCUGACUGCCACAGGCCAACAGUGUUAGAUUAUUAGUUUGAGUGAUGCAACUCAUUUGGUUUGUCUGUUAAAAUAGUUACUAAGACUACCCGUGAAGGAUGCCUUUGUUUAAUUGCUUUGUGUAAAUUGUUCGUUACUAGAAAAAUCAACUCUUAAGCGGAAAUCCACUUUGGCUCA